Oncorhynchus nerka (sockeye salmon) is the source of this 322-nucleotide messenger RNA. RefSeq names its product receptor-type tyrosine-protein phosphatase mu-like. The transcript is spliced from 4 exons. The record is from RefSeq and is a predicted model, not a curated record. Lineage: Eukaryota; Metazoa; Chordata; Actinopteri; Salmoniformes; Salmonidae. The coding region runs from base 44 to 322 and encodes 92 amino acids.
GGCUAAGAAGCGUAAGGAGACGUUGAGCAGUACUCGACAGGAGAUGACAGUGAUGGUUAACUCUAUGGACAAGAGUUGUACGGAGCAGGGGACAAACUGCGACGAGGCCUUGUCCUUCAUGGACACACACAGCCAAACCCUCAACACCAGGAGUGAGUGUACCCUCACACUCAAUGGCCGUAGCGAGUGCACCCUCACCGUCAAUGGCAGAACUGUGUUGUCCCCUUCCUCCUUCACCCUGAAUAAGUCUAAUACUCUCAGUUCAACGCUCCCCAAGUCCUACUACCCAGAUCCAUUUGUGCCGACUGCUAUCUUAGUCUGA